Elephantulus edwardii (Cape elephant shrew) is the source of this 1884-nucleotide messenger RNA. RefSeq names its product sparc/osteonectin, cwcv and kazal-like domains proteoglycan (testican) 1 (gene SPOCK1). NCBI's taxonomy places the organism in Eukaryota, Metazoa, Chordata, Mammalia, Macroscelidea, Macroscelididae. Gene Ontology annotation, molecular function: protein binding; calcium ion binding. The transcript is spliced from 12 exons. The record is from RefSeq and is a predicted model, not a curated record. The coding region runs from base 110 to 1432 and encodes 440 amino acids.
CGGCGGGUGGCAGGAGCGCAGCGGAGCGAGCCCGCCCACCCCCCUUAUCGGCGGCAGCUCCACCGGAGCUCGGACAGCUCGGACGCGGGGACCAGGGCUGGCCCCUACGAUGCCGGCAAUCGCGGUGCUGGCGGUGGCGGCCGCCGCGUGGUGCGUCCUGCAGGCGGAGAGCCGGCACCUGGACGCGUUCGCGGGCGGCGCCAACCAUGGCAAUUUCCUGGACAAUGACGAGUGGCUGAGCACCGUCUCCCAGUACGAUCGGGACAAGUACUGGAACCGCUUCCGAGACGAAGUUGAGGAUGAUUAUUUCAGAAGCUGGAAUCCCAACAAGCCCUUUGACCAAGCCCUCGACCCAGCUAAGGACCCCUGCCUGAAGGUGAAAUGCAGCCCUCACAAAGUGUGUGUCACCCAGGACUACCAGACGGCCCUGUGUGUCAGCCGCAAACACCUGCUCCCCAGACAAAAGAAGGGAAAUGUGGCCCACAAACAUUGGGUUGGAACUUCAAACUUGGUCAAGUGCAAGCCCUGUCCCAUGGCCCAGUCGACGAUGGUCUGCGGCUCUGACGGUCACACUUACACAUCGAAGUGCAAGAUGGAGUUUCAUGCUUGUUCUGCUGGCAAAAGUCUCACCACCCUCUGUGAUGGACCCUGUCCAUGUCUCCCAGAACCUGAACCACCAAAACACAAGGUGGAAAAGAAUGCCUGCACAGACAAGGAGCUGAGGAAUCUGGCGUCCCGGCUGAAAGACUGGUUUGGAGCCCUUCAUGAAGAUGCAAACCGGGUCAUCAAGCCCACCAGCUCUGACACCACACAAGGCAGGUUUGAUACCAGCAUCCUGCCAAUCUGCAAGGACUCCCUGGGUUGGAUGUUCAACAAGCUGGACAUGAACUAUGACCUCCUGCUUGACCACUCUGAGAUCAACGCCAUCUACCUGGAUAAGUAUGAGCCUUGCAUCAAGCCACUCUUCAACUCCUGUGACUCCUUCAAGGAUGGCAAGCUUUCUAACAAUGAGUGGUGCUACUGCUUCCAGAAGCCUGGAGGUCUCCCUUGCCAGAAUGAAAUGAACAGGAUUCAGAAGCUAAGCAAGGGGAAAAGUCUGUUGGGGGCAUUUAUACCUCGGUGUAACGAGGAGGGCUAUUACAAAGCCACACAGUGCCACGGCAGCACGGGCCAGUGCUGGUGUGUGGACAAGUAUGGGAACGAGUUGGCCGGCUCCAGGAAACAGGGUGCUGUGAGCUGUGAAGAAGAGCAGGAGACCUCGGGAGAUUUCGGCAGCGGCGGCUCUGUGGUCCUGCUGGAUGACCUUGAGGACGAGCGGGAGCUGGGGCCAAAGGACAAAGAGGGGAAGCUGAGGGUGCACACCCGGGCGGUGAGAGAGGAUGACGAGGAUGAGGACGACGACAAAGAGGAUGAGGUCGGCUACAUAUGGUAGUCCCCACGAGGAAGAGGACACAGGUUUUGCACAAAAUUGCAAGUCACUUCCUACUCCUGCAUUUGUAUCUAAGACUGAGGCACCAAGGUCUCUUCUCCACUGUUGCUCUCUAUACCGACCCAAGGUUUGGAAGACAACUCCUUGUUUCCAGAGCAUUCUGAUUUUAAAUUCAGUUGUGUGGGAGGAAGGGUGUUGUGCUUUGUUUCGUUCGUUUGUUUCGUUUCGUUUAUUAUUUUUAAGCAGGGAAUGGCUGGCUGAAUACAGUCUCCUUCCCUCCCGUGAGGUUUUUUUUGCAACAAGCAUGUGGUUUCUGUGGAAUUCUGACCGUGCAGGGAGCCCCGCCCUCCUCAGCGUCGAAGACCCUUUUUGAUUCCCCAUACUGGUGGUUAUUACAGCAUGGUUCCCGGCCUUACAGUGUCUAAGUGCUUUUCUCGUGUCCUGUAGAUGUCGUG